Pungitius pungitius (ninespine stickleback) is the source of this 2113-nucleotide messenger RNA. RefSeq names its product autophagy related 14 (gene atg14). Gene Ontology annotation, biological process: cellular response to starvation; mitophagy; autophagosome assembly. The record is from RefSeq and is a predicted model, not a curated record. NCBI's taxonomy places the organism in Eukaryota, Metazoa, Chordata, Actinopteri, Perciformes, Gasterosteidae. The transcript has 10 exons. Gene Ontology annotation, cellular component: phosphatidylinositol 3-kinase complex, class III; autophagosome; extrinsic component of phagophore assembly site membrane. Bases 222 to 1823 code for a protein of 533 amino acids.
UUCAUAAACAAACCUGUCACGUUUUUCAGAGAAAACCGGAAGUGGCGGACUCAUCGUUUGCGGAUCAAAACAAAAACACAUCUGUUGGCUCGUUGUUUAUUCUGGCCGUUAAAGCCACGUGACCGACAUGGAGGGGUAGAACGCGCCGACAGCUCGUGCUAGCUUUAUUACCCUAGCUUAGCUUAGCCAGUUAGCUUAGCUAGCCCCUAGCUGUCCCGUCCAUGGCGUCCCCGGCGGGGCUCCAGACACUCGGCCCGGAUCGCGCUGCCUCAUCCUCCGGCGGCGGGAGGCCACCCCUCCGGCCCCUUCAGCCGCCCCCGGGUCCCUCCGCGCCGGGCUGCCUGAUGGUGGAGUCGGUGGACGACGCGGAGGGUCUGUACGUGGCGGUAGAGCGGUGCCCGCUGUGCAGCACCUCCCGCCGCAGGCUGACCUGCGCCCGCUGCGUCAAGGCCGGAGACUUCGUGUCCCUCGACGGGAGGAACGCCGAGAGGUACAUUGAAAAGUUGGAGCGACUGAAGAAGCUGAAGGAAGAAAAGGAGCAGCUGCAACGAAGAGUCCUCCAGGACAUGGACAGGAAGCAGCAGGCUGAUGAGAUGAAAUGGAAGAUCAUGUCGUGUAAGAUGAAGAUUGAGCAGCUGAAGGAAGCCGUCGCUGGGGGCAACGAGGAGGUAAAGGCUGAUAAGGAGCUCCUGCUGCGCUGCCACGAGGAGAGCCAGCGGCUGCAGCGCCGGGCCGGACGUCACCAGGAGAAACGGGACAAGAUCGAGCGGCACAACGGGCGCCUCGGGGACCUGCUGGAGAGACGCAGCCGGGAGCUGCAGGGACGCCUCGGACAGCUGGCGGCUCUGAGACGAGACCACAUCCUGGAGCUCACCACCCACAUCUUCCACACCCAGGAGGACAAGCAGGGCAGCAGAGACCCCGCGGACGUGGUGGCGGAGUGCGACCCCGCGUUGACCUCCAGCACGGUGAGCGAGCUGGCCGAAGCCCGGAGGACCACCUACCUGUCGGGCCGCUGGAUCUGGGACGACCAGAACGGAGAGACCAGCAUCAGCAUCACGGGGCCUCCUGUCACCCUGCCCAGCAACGGGGACUGCUCCGCCUACUACAGCUGGGUGGAGGAGAAGAGCACCAACCAGGGCCCAGAGCUGGACCACAUCAACCCGGCCCACACCAUCAGCGCUGCUCUCUGCUACUCCACCCAGCUCGUCACCGUCCUGUCUCACAUCCUGGACGUCAACCUGCCCAAGAAACUCUGCAACAGUGAGUUCUGUGGAGAGAACCUCAGCCGGUACCGCUUCACCAGAGCCCUGAACAAACUCAACACCAACAUCCUCCACCUGUGCUUCUCCCAGGUCGGACUCACAGAGACUCAGAGACCCUCUAAUAUGAAGGCUAAACAAAAAGUGGACCUGGUUUCUCCUUCUGUGUGUCUUCAGCACGUGGACAGUGAGAAGCUCCACCCACAUCACACGCUGAGGAACAUCAUGUUUCUGGUUUCCCCCGACAACACCGACCUGGGCAGAACGGGUCCGUUUGAGGUGAGCGCCGACCUGGAGGAGUCGAUGGAGUUCGUGGAGCCGGAGGCCGCCGGUCCAGCAGAGGAGAGCGGAGACGAGGCGGUGACGGACGAGGAGACGGACCUGGGGACGGACUGGGAGACUGUGCCGAGUCCUCGGUUCUGUGACAUCCCAUCGCAGUCCAUGGAUCUUUCCCAGAGUGCAUUGCAAGUGUCCCAGCCCUCUGCUAACGCUGGAGGGAUGAUCUCGUCUGCUGCAGCCUCCGUCACCUCCUGGUUCAGAGCUUACACGGGCCAGCGCUGAGCGCCCGGAACCACGCCACCCGAACCGGGUCAGGUCUCCGACUUUGGACCGGGGUCAGAGGUCAUCGGCUGUACGAGGAUGUCGACAUGCAGUCCGACACUGAUGUCCUGUACGAGGUGUCCUCUACAGGAGCAGGUGGGUCGGACCGAAGAUGAAACGCAUGAGCGGAGUUAAAAUAUUUCUUUGUUGAGACGAGAAUGUUCGUGUUCUUCUUUCAAAGGAACAAAGUAUGUUUUAAAGUUUGUGUAUUAAAACAAUUUAAAAUAAAAUCCUGUUUUUUGGACACUUUU